AUGGAUGAUGUGAACGUCCUCAACGCAGUGGUAGAUACAAGCAAAAUGUUCUACCUCUAUGGCUACCUAGCCUGGAUCGGGUUGUACGAUGAUGUGAACAGCUGGAGGUGGUCGUUGUCAAAUGGAGGUUUCUACAGUGAUGGCCAGACUGAGUUCAGGAACUGGGCAGAUUCUCAGCCAAGCAAUGAAGGCAGUGGGUCCAAUGUGACUUUUGUCCUCAUCAACAGUACUAUUACAUGGACUCAGGCCCAGAACUACUGUAGAACACAUCACACUGACCUGGCCAGUGUGAGAACCAUGACAGAGAACCAGAGGGUGAAGGAACUGGUACCUUCUGGACGUUCAGCCUGGAUCGGCCUCUUCAGAGACUCCUGGAAGUGGACAGAUGGACGUAGCUCAACAUUUAACUAUUGGGCAGAUGGAGAGCCUCAUGGCAAUCAAGAGAACUGUGCAUUUGCAAACUUUGAAAACUCUGGAAAAUGGGGUGACUGGACCUGUGAUAAGAAGAUAGCAUUUAUUUGCUAUAAUGGUAAGCUACGUUUCAGUUAG
Messenger RNA from Mugil cephalus (flathead mullet), 549 nucleotides. Its product is annotated as C-type lectin-like. The record is from RefSeq and is a predicted model, not a curated record. The coding region runs from base 1 to 549 and encodes 182 amino acids. NCBI's taxonomy places the organism in Eukaryota, Metazoa, Chordata, Actinopteri, Mugiliformes, Mugilidae. The transcript is spliced from 3 exons.